This is a messenger RNA of Penaeus chinensis, 1552 nucleotides long. RefSeq lists its product as uncharacterized. NCBI's taxonomy places the organism in Eukaryota, Metazoa, Arthropoda, Malacostraca, Decapoda, Penaeidae. The record is from RefSeq and is a predicted model, not a curated record. The transcript is spliced from 7 exons. The coding region runs from base 359 to 1552 and encodes 397 amino acids.
GGUAGGGUAACAGGCGCCGCUAUAGAAGUGCAUGGGGCAUACGUGAAACACUGGAAGUACUUUUUUAUCAUCUCCUGCAGACGAGAUAAAAGAAAGAAAGAUAGAAGGGAUUCAGGGAAUGUAGACUAUUCACUGUUUAAAACCCCCAAAUAUAAGAAAGAAGAAUGCCUGGUGCUUCAACCCCGUGAACUGUAAACAAACCAUCCAGGGAGCCUUUCUCCACAGUCUGAAACCCCAGGAAAUAAUGAAGAAGGGAAUGGACGAGAUGAUAACACUAUGGCGAGAAAACGUAUAGCUGUGAAAUUGUUAAUGAAGAAAAAAGGAUGAAAUUGAAACAAUUAACAAAACGUUAAACUGAAUGCCAGAUUGUUCAUUGACAAAAAGACCAGCCACCAUAAUGUGUGAUGCAACCUCCCCUGAGAUGGUGAAUGCAUUACCUGUCAAGGAGGAGAGUGAAGUGUCACUCACUGAGGACUGUAGCAUGGGGUUGAGAGAGAGAAGAAAUGGAGACACACUCCUUCAAACAAAGAAGGAGGAAGAUAUCACAAUCAAAGAGGAAUGUUCGUAUGAUGAGGAACAUCUGGUUAUUGUUGAUCCUUUAUUAACUUUUCAUUGCAAACAGUGUAAGAAUGUGUUUGCCACCCAGUGUGACUUGGAUGUUCAUAUGGAGGAAAAGCAUGUGGAAGGAGAGCAUCUGAGUUGUAAGAAGUGCAGUGAAACAUUUCUUAAGGAAUGUGAACUGAUGUUACAUGCCAAACUUCACAGUCCAGAAAAGCCUUUUACUGAUAAGGAAUGUCACAGUCAAGAUGAACUAAGUGCUAAAACGUCAAGAAUCAGUAGUUCUCCGCCCAGACCGAAAUACCGUAGAAUUCUCCCACGUAUAGCUCCACCUCUUGAGACACAAGAUAGUGAAUCAUCUUUUGGAGAGAAUGAUCAUUCUGACUCAGAAGAAGAAAACUCAACAGGCUACCUAGACCCCAGUCAGAGUUACCCGCCAGAGCCUGGGGAAACAAAUCCUAAACAGAAGGAUGGAAAUGGGACAGCAGCCACAGCCAGCAUGAAAGACCUCAGUUCAGUUUCCAGCACAGUGGGCCACCCAGUAUGGUGCACCAACACGUGUGAUACUCGAGAGAGGCCAACAAUUGGCAGCAUGAAAAUGGAUUGCCAAGAGGAAAAGCCUGAGCGCUCCAUUCCCCUUACAGAGAGUCAGCAAGAGUGCCUUGUGGCUCUUAUCCGUGAGAAAAAAGAUGUGGUGCUGUGCAAGAGUCAGGAACCCAAGCUGCUUAGCAUAAAGAAGCGUGUCUGGAAAGAAAUUACAGAGAAUUUUAACUCCUUAAACCCUGGCCAGAAGCCACGCAACACUGCUCAGCUGAAGAGAGCUUUGGAUCACAUAAAACGCCGUGUGAAGGAGGAGCAGUCCAAGUACCGUCGCAGAGUUCUUGCCAAUGGAGUAGGUCCACCACCAGAUCCUCCAAAAUUUACAGAGGCGAUGAUGGCAGCGAUGGAGAUCAUGGGGCAGGAAUUAUCAAUGAAUGACAUCCCAUUUGUGUGA